AUGGGAGCAGGAGAUUACACAGAAAGAAAUCCACCUCUAGAAAUAGAACAACCCGUGUACAAUAAUGUAGCAGAAGAAGAUCCAAUUAUUGAUGAAAUCAGGUGGUGGGAAGAUGAGGGAUCUGAGAGCGACACUGAAAGUGUUCCUGAUAGUGACACAGAUGACGAUGGAGACAAUGGCCAGGAUGCUCCUGUGCUAUUGCCCCCCAACCCAGUACCAGGCGCAACACAUAGUUCAAAUCACAUCAUUAAGUUCGCUGAUGACACGACCGUGGUGGGUCUCAUUAGCAAGAACGACGAGUCAGCGUACAGAGAGGAAGUGCAGAGACUAACGGACUGGUGUAAAGACAACAACCUGUCUCUGAAUGUUGACAAGACAAAAGAGAUGGUUGUUGACUUUAGGUGGACACGAGGCGACCACUCACCGCUGAGCAUCAACGGCUCCUCUGUGGAGAUCGUCGACAGCACCAAAUUCCUGGGCGUCCACCUGGAGACGGCCCUCGGCAUAUGGGCCAACUUUUUAAUACCCCUGAAAAAUGGAGAAGUGAUCGAGGGUCAGUAUGUGGAGCUGCAGGCCCGGUACACUGGCGGCAACCCAAAUUCCAAGAGUAUCGCCUGGAACUUUUUGAUGCCUAACACCAGCCAGAUGAAGAUGAUCAUCUCCUACACCGACAACGAGGUGAAGGUGUUUGACGGACAGUUUAAGGGCCGUGUCGGUUUCCUACAUCAGAUGCCAUCAUCAGAUGUGUCGUUCUACAUCAACAACACCCGGGAGUCCGAUUCAGGAAGCUACAUCUUUCAGAUUGUUAAUGAUGGUAUUACUGAAACGGUUACCCUGGAUGUGAAAGUCCCUCCUUCUGUUCCGAAGUGCUCUAUGACAGGGAAGCCAGAGGUAAAAGGAAAUGUUACUCUGAUCUGCAUGUCCAGCUCUGGGAAACCUAUUCCUUUGUACAAGUGGAAGAAAACCAGCCCCACCUCUGAGGUCUUCUUCUCACCCAUGCUCAAUGAGAAGACUGGCACUCUGAAGCUGAACAACCUGAGCAGCAACAUGUCGGGGAAAUACGUGUGCACAGCCAGCAACACGGUGGCAGAAAAGAGCUGCGCAAUCGACCUGCACAUUACCAACUCCAAUAAAGUGGGGGUGAUUGUUGGUGCCACAGUUGGCUCAGUGGCUGGCUUCAUCUUCCUCCUUUUUGUGUGCCUCGCUUUUGUCUUCGUGAUAAGGAGAAGAAACAACGAGGAUGACUUGGCCAAUGAAAUCAAGGAGGAUGCUCAGGCUCCCAAGCGUGUGUCAUGGGCUAAGAGCGGCAUGGGUUCUGACAUCAUCUCCAAGAAUGGCACCCUGUCCUCCAUCGCCUCCAGCCCACACCACAAAGAGUCCUCCCAUCACCACAACAACCACCACCACCACCUGCAGCAGUAUCCACAGCGCCCCCCCUCAGACACUGCAUCCAUCAUCACCGCCACAGGCAGCAAUGCCGGCUAUAGACCGUCCCGCCACCAAGGGGCCUCCACUCCCACCCAUUACAGCUACAACAACAACACCACCCUGCCACGUGAACAGCCAUUGUCCCCCGAGGCCGGCAGCAAUGGCGGUUCCAUGCCCAGACCCGAGCGCUACACCCAGUUGCCUCAGGCACAGGCGCUGCCGCAAACGUACAACCAGCCUCGGCUGCAGCUCCAGACCGCUCCCUCCCCGCCACCACUACCCACCUCCACCAUCAUGGCCUCCAACAUCACCCGAAUGGGAGGCGUGCCCAUUAUGGUUCCUGCACAGAACCAGGCCGGAUCUCUAGUCUAGCAUGAGCUAAGGGAAUACUCUCACAAAGGAUCAAUUGCUGAUUUUUCAAAGGGACUUUAAUAUUUAG
Molecule: messenger RNA, 1867 nt
Organism: Maylandia zebra (zebra mbuna)
Lineage: Eukaryota; Metazoa; Chordata; Actinopteri; Cichliformes; Cichlidae
Source: RefSeq, a predicted model, not a curated record